CGGAGUUACGAGUAGAAAGACGAUGGUCAAUUUGUAAAUUUGGUUUAGUUAAAUUCAAUCCACUUGCGCACGCGGUUGCUUUUUGUUAAACGAGUUGUCUGCUCUUUUUGUUGUUUAACUGAUUUUUCGCGGUUUAUUUUCACGCUUACCGCGCAUGAACAAAGGACUCACAUUUAUUUAAAAUGAAAAAAAGAUUAACAUAAUACAGAAAAAUACGAUUUCUUGUUGGAUGAGAAUAAACAUACAUAUAUUUUAAACCGAUCGUAAAAUAGUUUACAAUAGCCAAAGGCAUUUUUUAAGUGUAAAUUAAAACAAAAAAACAGGACCAGUAAUCUUCACUCUAACUAUAUUUGCUGAGAAAAUAUAGGUUUACAUGUAGAAAUGGGCGAAUUUCAGCAUAUUACCAGAAGUAUAGUACAACUUAGUUAUAUAUAUCUGUUUCUGCUAGCGUUAGCAAUGGUGAUUGCUGUUGAAGCUACGGAUACCACAACGACAAUACUAAGUAGUAAUAACGGUGUUACAAAAACAGCGUUCACAUCACAAAUUGGAAGCAAUGAGUUUGUGGACGGUGAGUCCAAACAAUCUCAUUCAAGAAAAAAACGUCUGGUGUGGAUAACAGAAGAUGGUCGCCUUGCUCUCCCGCCAGGCACUGCACUUACAUUUACGCCGACAAUUUCAAUGCCUUUAGUCCGCCACCCUCCAGAGGGAUUCUUUUCGAAUGUAUCCAUUAGCUUCCCAUUGACAAUUGAUUUUGACAAGCUUGGUUUAACGGAUGAAUCCAAUCCCUUGGGCGAUUUACCACCUAUAUUCACUAGACAGUUUGGUCGCUCAACAGGGCGUGUGCUAGGAGACUAUAUGGCUCGUUAUCUGCAUUAUAAAAGUAAACGUGAUUUAGUUGCACAGAGCAAACCUUUAAACGAGGAAUAUUCUGUUUAUAAAAUAAAAAUGGCAUCUGAAAAUGUAGAGAAAUUGGAGCUUCCGAGACUACCAGAACAUUUUAAACAUGCAUUUCAUGGUGGAGAAAGAGUAAUGCUUUAUGGAGCGGUAGAGGACUUACUCGGGACUUUCGGUAUAAAUGGAAAAGCCUGUUUACUACGAACAAUAUGCGAAGUUCAUUCCCGGGAAUUAAAUCAUUUAGGAGUUUUCGGUGAAAUAACAAAACUGUUCUUAACUGCAACUAAUUCACCAUUUGCUGAACUGAUUCCGGAAUAUGUUAGCGCACAAGAGAUUGGAGAAGGUCGGAAAGCUCCCGGUGAAUGCUUUCCCUAUUAUAAAGACUGUCCAAGGAGCAUAUUUAGAGAGACGCAGAAGGAUAAAUAUAGCGAAUCACAAACCGGUGAUUAUUAUAAAUCUGAAGAAAAAGAUGUUAACGAGGAAGAACUCCAUGAUAAAUUAUUGCAAUUCUCCACUGCGAAGCUAUCUGUAAAGUCACAUAAAAAGAAAACGUUAUUCAGCAUGUGAGAACAAAGCAACUUAAACACAAUAUACAUAUGGACGCACAUGCCUAUGUAUCUAAAGCUGUGAAUGCAGUUUGUUUAAAGCGGUGUGUUUUAGGAACACUGUAUAGCUUAUAAUAAUGUUCAAUAAAAGUCAUUUUUAGCAAAUUGCUUAUCAAUCUAAGUCGAAUUUAUAUUGUAUUGUUAUUAUAUACCCAUAAAAUAUUUAUUUUUAUGUAACUAUAGUAUUUAUUGUUCUUAUACACAUAUUGUGUACUUGUAUAUAAUAAACGAAAAUAAUUAUUUUUAUAUUGUAACAAAA
Zeugodacus cucurbitae (melon fly) is the source of this 1758-nucleotide messenger RNA. RefSeq lists its product as uncharacterized. The coding region runs from base 382 to 1461 and encodes 359 amino acids. The transcript is spliced from 6 exons. Lineage: Eukaryota; Metazoa; Arthropoda; Insecta; Diptera; Tephritidae. The record is from RefSeq and is a predicted model, not a curated record.